Mollisia scopiformis is the source of this 549-nucleotide messenger RNA. Its product is annotated as cytochrome b5. The record is from RefSeq and is a predicted model, not a curated record. The transcript has 3 exons. The coding region runs from base 1 to 549 and encodes 182 amino acids. NCBI's taxonomy places the organism in Eukaryota, Fungi, Ascomycota, Leotiomycetes, Helotiales, Mollisiaceae. Gene Ontology annotation, cellular component: endomembrane system; membrane.
AUGGACUACGUAGAGAACAGAAUGGCACAAGAAGCCGCAAAAGCACAAUCCAACCCCGCCGUUCCAGCCUCGCACACCCUCCUGACCCCCAUCAACGGCAUCCUCCUCACCCUCCUCCUCUACCUAACCUACACCCACUUCCGGCCCCGUCCCAAACUCGCCCUCUCCCCCACGCCACCCCCCAUUGUGUUCCGCACCUUCACACCCCCCACUCUGCGCCCCUACAACGGCGAGAACAACAUGCCCGUCUAUCUCUCCGUCCGCGGGAAAGUCUUCGACGUGUCCCCCGGCCGCAACUUCUACGGGCCGGGCGGUCCCUAUGCGAAUUUUGCCGGCAGGGACGCGAGCCGCGGGUUGGCGUGCGGGAGUUUCGACGAGGAUAUGUUGACGAAGGAUUUGGAGGGGCCGUUGGAUACGCUGGGUGGGUUGGGGCCGGAGGAGAUGGAGGCGUUGAGCGGGUGGGAGGAGAGGUUUAAUGAGAAGUAUCUUGUGGUUGGAGAGUUGGUUGCUGUUGGGGAUGAGAAGAAGGAGAAGGGUGGGAAGGCGUAG